AUGUGUUCCUAUCUUCUACAACAUGUCACUGCUGAAGGCACAACUUUGGUUAAACAAGCAGAAGAUGCAGCUGAAAAGAGAGAUGUGGUUGGAUUACAGGAACAGGCUCUUAAAGAGGCAUUUGAAAUAUUCUGCAAGAAGGGUGUUGCUGGAAGUUCAAGCGCAAAGUUACCAGCUACAUUUUGUGAUAAUAUUCUUAAAAAGUUUGGAAAAGGGAUUUAUUUUGCUGAUUUGGUGAGCAAAAGUGCUCAAUAUUGUUUUGCUGACAAGAAAAAUCUGGUUGGCCAAGGGUUGAUGAAAGUGAAUAGCUCUGGAGUUAAAAGAGGAAAAGAAAGCUCAAGCUGA
This is a messenger RNA of Lactuca virosa, 345 nucleotides long. Lineage: Eukaryota; Viridiplantae; Streptophyta; Magnoliopsida; Asterales; Asteraceae. The record is from the annotation of a GenBank genome assembly.